UCACAUUCGUUCAUCCUACGACAUACAAACACUUUUACCUAAGACAUAAUUUUGACGUGCAACUCAGUUUAUCGCAAUGACUGGCCGUGGAAAGGGAGGAAAGGGUCUUGGAAAGGGGGGUGCCAAGCGUCAUCGUAAAGUCCUGCGUGACAACAUCCAAGGAAUCACCAAGCCUGCCAUCCGUCGUCUCGCUCGUCGUGGAGGUGUCAAGCGAAUCUCUGGUCUUAUCUAUGAAGAGACCCGUGGAGUCCUCAAGGUUUUCCUUGAAAAUGUCAUCCGAGAUGCUGUCACUUACACCGAGCACGCCAAGAGGAAGACGGUCACCGCCAUGGACGUCGUCUACGCCCUCAAGAGACAAGGCCGCACCCUCUACGGAUUCGGCGGUUAAAAGGUUGAAAUGAACCUCCUCCAUCUCGAUCUUAUCAUCAUGUUUUCAUACCCCAACGGCCCUUUUAAGGGCCACCACAUUCUCCAAAGAGCAAAUUUACUGGCGUGCCCAGUAGUGUUGUUGAAAGAACAGAGAUGUUGAAAACAAAUAAAUUAUUUUAUGUUGUUACAAAGAAAA
Molecule: messenger RNA, 565 nt
Organism: Folsomia candida
Lineage: Eukaryota; Metazoa; Arthropoda; Collembola; Entomobryomorpha; Isotomidae
Product: histone H4
Exons: 1
Coding region: 77-388 (103 amino acids)
Biological process (GO): nucleosome assembly
Cellular component (GO): nucleosome
Molecular function (GO): structural constituent of chromatin; DNA binding; protein heterodimerization activity
Source: RefSeq, a predicted model, not a curated record